Molecule: messenger RNA, 864 nt
Organism: Didymella exigua CBS 183.55
Lineage: Eukaryota; Fungi; Ascomycota; Dothideomycetes; Pleosporales; Didymellaceae
Exons: 3
Coding region: 95-673 (192 amino acids)
Source: RefSeq, a predicted model, not a curated record
UCACCGCCAGACUGCCGCACAAACCCGCUAACUCAGGCUGAAACCCGUAGCUGAAAGAAGAACCUCCACAGAUGUCAUAAAGGUAAUCCUCAUCAUGAAUAGUAAGCCAUCGUCAGUGAUUGUCAACGAAGAAGGUGGUCAGCGUGCGCUGCGCACCACGCUAAUUGCAGGCAACGGCCUUUGCACUGCCCACUCAAUGAAUCCGUGCACGAAGAAAGACACACCGACGAAAGCCACAAAUUGCAUUUACGAGGCUCAAGCGAUGAGGGUUGAUGGUUGGUGGAUCGACAGGCGCUGGGUCCAUCGGCUAGCUAUUGGCCACAAAGAUCGGGGGGGGGGAGUAUCACGUGAGACGCUAAAGAAGCGAGCGCCCACGACGCUUUUGCGUCUCCUCACGAGAACGGCUUCAGCGCUUUUUACUAACGACAGAAUAGCCCUCGAUAAGCCGCCAUCAUGUCGCUCGUCUCAGGAGAGAAGUCUAAGUACGUUCCCACGUCUUGAGCAUGCCGACGAUGCCUUCGUGACACGCACUCGCUUUCGUGCCCACGCCCGUCUGAGCCCGCCACUCGAUGCACGGCCUCUCCCCGAUCUGCGACAGCAUGCUGAAAGAGGAGGAUAUCGGUACCGACCGUCGUGGACGAGAAAUACAAUACACACAAUAGCGGAGGACUAGCAUACUGUCUGGAAACGGGAGAGGUGCUUGCAUCGGCGUGGCAGACUCGGUGGGCGCAGGCCUGCGAGCAGCGCGACGAUGCACACCUUGACUAUAAUGCGUGUGCGAACAGCAAUGCUGACUUGCCACAGCUUCCAGUACAUCAUCCGUUUGUUGAACACGAACGUCGAUGGAAAGCAGAAGGUCAUGUA